GGGGAGGAGGAGGAGCAGGAGGAGGCUUAAACGGGCGAAAUCGCUGAGCAUGAGCCUCGAGAACGGAUGUUAUAAAGACUCCAGACGCUUGAGCUAGGAUGUUAUAAAGACUCCAGACACUUGAGCUAGGAUGUUAUAAAGACUCCAGACGCUUGAGCUAGGAUGUUUUAAAGACUCGAGACACUUGAGCUAGGAUGUUAUAAAGACUCCAGAUACUUGAGCUAGGAUGUUAUAAAGACUCCAGACGCUUAAGCUAGGAUGUUAUAAAGACUCCAGACACUUGAGCUAGGAUGUUAUAAAGACUCGAGACGCUUGAGCUAGGAUGUUAUAAAGACUCCAGACGCUUGAGCUAGGAUGUUAUAAAGACUCCAGACACUUGAGCUAGGAUGUUAUAAAGACUCCAGACACUUGAGCUAGGAUGUUAUAAAGACUCCAGACGCUUGAGCUAGGAUGUUUUAAAGACUCGAGACACUUGAGCUAGGAUGUUAUAAAGACUCCAGAUACUUGAGCUAGGAUGUUAUAAAGACUCCAGACGCUUAAGCUAGGAUGUUAUAAAGACUCCAGACACUUGAGCUAGGAUGUUAUAAAGACUCCAGACGCUUGUGCUAGGAUGUUAUAAAGACUCCAGACGCUUGAGCUAGGAUGUUAUAAAGACUCGAGACACUUGAGCUAGGAUGUUAUAAAGACUCCAGACGCUUGUGCUAGGAUGUUAUAAAGACUCCAGACGCUUGAGCUAGGAUGUUAUAAAGACUCAAGACACUUGAGCUAGGAUGUUAUAAAGACUCCAGACGCUUGAGCUAGGAUGUUAUAAAGACUCCAGACGCUUGAGCUAGGAUGUUAUAAAGACUCGAGACACUUGAGCUAGGAUGUUAUAAAGACUCCAGACGCUUGAGCUAGGAUGUCAUAAAGACUCGAGCCACUUGAGCUAGGAUGUUAUAAAGACUCCAGACGCUUGAGCUAGGAUGUUAUAAAGACUCGAGACACUUGAGCUAGGAUGUUAUAAAGGCUCCAGACGCUUGAGCUAGGAUGUUAUAAAGACUUGAGACGCUUGAGCUAGAAUGUUAUAAAGACUUCAGACACUGGAGCUAGGAUGUUAUAAAGACUCCAGACGCUUGAGCUAGGAUGUUAUAAAGACUCGAGACACUUGAGCUAGGAUGUUAUAAAGACACGAUACACUUGAGCUAGGAUGUUAUAAAGACUCCAGACGCUUGAGCUAGGAUGUUAUAAAGACUCCAAACGCUUGAGCUAGGAUGUUAUAAAGACUCCAGACGCUUGAGCUAGGAUGUUAUAAAGACUCGAGACGCUUGAGCUAGGAUGUUAUAAAGACUCCAGACGCUUGAGCUAGGAUGUUAUAAAGACUCCAAACGCUUGAGCUAGGAUGUUAUAAAGACUCCAGACACUUGAGCUAGGAUGUUAUAAAGACACGAGACACUUGAGCUAGGAUGUUAUAAAGACACGACACACUUGAGCUAGGAUGUUAUAAAGACAGAGCUUGGUUCUCCUGGGACCCACGCGUGACGAAUCCUUCUUCUGCUGUUCGGUUCCCUCCACGUUUUGUGGGUGGUGGGUGAUCCAGCGUCACUCUUUACUUUGGAUUUCAUCGCGAGACAUGACGUUCUGCCUACAUAUAUUGCUGGCCUCCAUUAUUCUGGGCUGCUGUGCUCUGGAUCUUCCACACGUGAUCCCCAACGCGAGCGAGGUGACCGUGGAGGUCGGGCAGAGGCUGGCCGUCAAGUGUGAGGGCUCGGCCCGCGUGGUUUGGGUCGAGCCUCGAAACGUCGCCGUCUCAACGCCGCCCGCAGCCACAGCCACGUCGCAGACAGAAGCCAUACCUGAAUUCGGCUUGUUUUCAACUUGGCUACGAAUUGAGAAUGCGACGCUGCAACACAAUGGUGUGUACACGUGUCAGUAUCAUCACGAAGACAUGAGUCGAUACGAUGACGCUGACGUCACUGAUGGGACAGAGCCACAAGGUGCCACUGUGAGAGUUUAUGUGCAAGACGGGCGCUCGCUGUUCAAGCCCUCGCUGAGUGAGCACGCGCAGGUGGUGAUUGUGCACGCCGGGGACGUGGCGACUCUGCCGUGCCUCGUCACGUCGCCACACACUUCGGUGUCGCUCCGUCACGACGCCGCCGCCACCGCCGCCGCCGCCACCACGCCUGACAGCGGCAGCACAGCGCCUCGACCGUCCGCAACCACGCACAGGAACGACGUAGCAGCCGGAGAAAGCGUCACGCGCCAGAUGCAACGAGGCGCCCAAACGCUACAACACCAAACUGUAACGAACCAAAGCACGCACUCCUCAAACACCCCCACCGAUGAACUUAAAAAACAGCCCCUGCCCAACGGUAACGCUGCCGAUUACGCCCAAAACCUGGAAGGCAAGAUCAAUGGCAACGCCGGGCUGCCUUACAAUGUUGCGGCGAGCACAGGGCCCUCUUCGAACGUCACCACCGUCCACCUCGCCGAAUCCGGCGGAGCGUCGUUCGCCGCCGCGGUGCCGAGCGCGGGGGCCCCACGCCGGGCAGUGUGGUACGUGCCCGGCGUGGGCCUGCGGGCGUUCCUGCUGCCCGGGCGCUAUCGCUGCAUCGCACGUCUGGAGGGGCGCACGCAGGAGUCGGAAGAGUACCACGUGAUGGUGCUCGCCGUCUCACAGCUCCGUCCCGUGGUGACCUCGCCGCGUGCCGUGGUCCUGCGUGGCGACACAAUCACGGUCACGUGCACCGUGACGGGCAACGACAUCGUCAUGUUCACCUGGAGGCACCCUCGCAUGCCGGUCGGUGAGGGCACAGCGCGCACGAGCGUGCUGGAGAGGCGCGUUCCCGGCGGCAUGCAGAUCGUGCACACGCUGACCGUGCCGCUGGCCGACGAGCUCGACGCCGGCGUGUACACGUGCAUGACCGAGAAUUCGUACGGACAGGCGAACGAGAGCACGCACAUCGCCGUGCUGGACAAGGGGUUUGUCCGCGUUCGGCCUCACAUAGGCCCCGAUGAGUCUGCAAUGCUCUUGAGCUCGCCCCUGUACGAGGUGGACGUCUACGCAUUCCCGCCUCCGCUCGCUGUCUUCUGGACCAAAGACGGCAGACGCUUGUUUGACAAGAACAAGGACCGCCAUCAGCCGAACGAUCAGGCUCCGCUCGCUCGUCACCGCCAGGAAGGAAAGCAGCCGCCCAAAGGCGGCGGGCCGGACCACAGGCGUCGCAAGCAAACGGUGGGCAGCGGCAAGACGGACGAUAACCUCAUAACGAGCACUCGCACCGGCACCGGCCGGAGCGAUCAUCAGAAAGUGCUGGACGCUCGAUCAGGGAGGGGCUCGGAGAACGACAGGCCGACUGCUGAGAGUCGGCAGGCUGGAGGUCCGUUCCGUCGUGAUCGAGCAAGAGAGAGUGCGGACAAAGCUGCGCCUGACAGUCAACGGGACCAGGAGGAGUCGCGCUGGAAGAGGGCAGACGGCAGCUCUGGCGAUCGUGGAGACAGCCACGCAAACAUUGGCUUUGAAGCUGUAGAUCCACGGAAUAACCAUUACCGCAGCUGGCUGGGUCUCAGCCGGGUGGCGCUAAGCGAUGAAGGCCUCUACUCUAUCGUGGUGGAGAACAGCGAUGACAAUGCCAGCUACAGCUUCUACCUGUCCAUCAAUGUGCCGGCAGCCAUCACGAAGCUGUCGGACAACGCGGAGCGGGGCGACGAUGGCUGGAGCGGAGCGCACCGCGUUGUGUGCCUGGCACGGGGCUCUCCCAAACCACGCAUCGAGUGGUUUGCCUGUAGCCAGCAGCACAGUUGCACAGAACCGACUCAUUGGACCUUGAUCUACGUCAGCAAUGGCACAGCUCCUGCAGGGCUAGGCUCAGGCCUGCCAGCUGACGCGAAUUCAAGCCGCAGAGACAACCCAGCUGUUGGCUUCGACUACAGCAACGUGAACCCAGACAAAGAGGGCAUAUCUGUGCAGGAGUGGGCCGAUCCCAGCAAGGGGAUCAGCAGCAGCACAAUCACCUUCGAUCCCGCGACAUUGGUGACCCCGACUGCUGUGCGCUGCGUGGCCACAAACCCCUUCCAAACCGAUGAGCAGAUCCUGUCCCUACUGAACACGGACUCCAAGGUGGGCCUCACAGCGCUGUCGGUGGUGCUGUUCCUCCUCGUGCUCUCCAUGGCCCUCCUCAUCGUUGCCAUUGUCAUUUGUAAUAGGAAACCGCGUUACGAGGUGCGGUGGAAGGUUAUCGAGCCGCUGAGCCCAGACGGGAGCGAGUACACGUACGUGGACCCGAUGCAACUCCUGUAUGACCGACGCUGGGAAGUUCCCCGAAGCACUCUGAAAUUUGGUCGAGUCCUGGGUUGUGGCGCUUUUGGUAAAGUGGUUGAAGCAAGCAUACAGGGCACGGAAACUCCGUGCGUCGCUGUCAAAAUGCUUAAAGCCAACUCGUCCACGAGUGAAAGGCGAGCGAUGAUGUCUGAGCUGAAGAUCAUGAGCCACCUGGGCGCACAUCUCAACAUCGUCAACCUGUUGGGGGCCUGCACUGUGGGAGGUCCUGUCUACAUCAUUACCGAGUUCUGUUGCCACGGUGAUCUGGUGAACUUCCUGCACAGAAACAAGUAUGCGUACCUUCACUGGUUAAAGGAUGCUCAGCAGUCGCUCAAGAGGCCUGCAGCAAGCUCUACAUGUGCUGAGAGCAUGUAUAUGGAUAUGAGGCCCGGAGAUGAUGACAAUUACGUGCGUUCUGAAGCACGUGUGGACCGCGUUGUAUACACAGUGGUGGAUGGGGUCUAUUAUAUGGAUACCCAAAGAGAUGACGAACCAUUCUAUGCCAGCUGUGAACUUGGUGGGGCGUCGCCCCUCACAUCUACAGACCUCCUCAGCUGUGCCUACCAGGUGGCACAGGGCAUGGCGUUCCUUGCCUCUAAAAAUUGCGUACACAGAGACCUGGCUGCCCGUAACGUGCUGCUCGCAAACCACCGAGUGGUCAAAAUUUGUGACUUUGGACUGGCGAGAGAUCUGGAGAAAGACACCAACUACAUAUCCAGGGGCAAUACGUUCCUGCCGGUGAAAUGGAUGGCCCCCGAGAGCAUCUUUGACAAUGUGUACACAACACUCAGCGAUGUGUGGUCAUACGGUGUGCUGCUGUGGGAAAUAUUCUCGCUCGGAGGCAGUCCUUACCCUGGAAUGGCGAUUGAUGCACACUUUUAUGGGCAGCUGAAAGCUGGACUUCAUAUGGACAAGCCAGAACAUGCGACAGAAGACAUGUUUGAGAUAAUGAAGGCUUGCUGGGCACUCAGAGCAUCCCAAAGACCCACAUUCUCCCAGCUCGUGAAAACAGUGGGAAAGCUUCUACCACCGGCAUACUUACAGGCAUAUGAUAAAACGAGCGAGCAGUUUUGUGACAGACGCAACAAGAUACACAACAGUGUGCACACAAAUGUGCGCGUGGAUGUGAGCAGCACGGCAGAUCCAGAGGACAAAACUGAGUCGGACAGGGAAGGUGGCUUGUUCUACCUUCAGCUCAAAACGGAAGAUGCACAGCCCGAGUGGGAGACCAGUUUCCUGUGAUCGACUCAGCUGAGGUUGGCAUCCAUUACAGGGGCACAGCACCCGGCAGUGCACCGUGUUCGCUGCUGCUGCUGCUCGAGAGCACAGCAUUUCUCUACAUGUGUUCACACAUUCGUCCCCAUGUGCAGCUGAAGAUGCAGUACCCGGGUGUUGCUGGCUGGCCCCUCUUCGAACACAAGUCGAGCACAGUACUCUUGCUACCCCCAUUCCUUGAUUAUAUUUAAUUCGCUUCACGGUAUUUUGCCCGUGUUAUGACCUUUUUAUGGAAUAUUUUCAAUACUUAUGUUAUUGCAUGUCCCACUUUAUAUUUUGUAUCCUCAAGAUUAAAAGAUGCACUCCCCCCCCCCCCCCCGUAUUUUAAAGCAGAGUAUAUUUCCAGUGUCUUAAAAUCUGGAGAUUGCAGUAGUAUUGCAAUGAAGACUACGUAUUAAGCGCCUCAUAUCAAACAUAGUCGUUAUAACUUGAUAUUUAGAACCUGUUAAACUUGCAAUAGUGGAACGACGUGUACUAAUUAGUGAAGAUUCCACUUAUUACUCAAGGUUUACACAUUUUCUCACGUGUUUUAUACUCGGAUGAGAAAAUAUGGAUACGUUACUGAACAUUCCAAUUUCAGUCACUACAAAGACGUUUUUAAUGGUUUUCCUUGCGUCGUCCAAGUUAUGAACACUUUUACAAUUUCAGUAUUACUGUGCUGUAUAGUACUUUAUAUUAAUACGAAACAAUAUACACAUUACAAUAAUUACAUUACGAAUAAACUUUAAAUAUUUCAUUAUAUACUGCAAUAGACCACUCUUUGCAAUGGUACAUUGUAGAAUUUUCCAAUUUAAAUAUUCAAGUUAAUGUUGCACAACAGGUCCAUUUUCUUGAAUUGUGUCUCAUGCUGUUUUGUAGGUACAGAAUAAAAAGUAACCCGAGGCACUUGACACCCUAAAUUGAAAAUAGGUUGUCCUACUCAUGCAGUCUGUAAGGAAUUGCGAUGUAACCCCGAGGGACAUGACCGAGCACCGCACUUAGUUGAAGUUUAGCGAGCGCUAUGACUGUCAAAUAUUGCACCGUCAUCAUUUCUUGUGCGCUCUGGAAUACCACAAUCACACAGGUAAAAGCACCUCGAAUACAUUACUGUAUUAAGAUGACAACAGUGCUCGAAGCAAUACCUGUAACAAUAUAUCCCCCACAGAAAUUAGGUUGUCACGAUCCGAGACCAUGAUUCAAAUUAAGAACAUUUGA
Petromyzon marinus (sea lamprey) is the source of this 6766-nucleotide messenger RNA. Its product is annotated as platelet-derived growth factor receptor alpha-like. NCBI's taxonomy places the organism in Eukaryota, Metazoa, Chordata, Hyperoartia, Petromyzontiformes, Petromyzontidae. The record is from RefSeq and is a predicted model, not a curated record. Gene Ontology annotation, biological process: protein phosphorylation; cell surface receptor protein tyrosine kinase signaling pathway; multicellular organism development. Gene Ontology annotation, cellular component: signaling receptor complex; plasma membrane. Gene Ontology annotation, molecular function: platelet-derived growth factor binding; platelet-derived growth factor beta-receptor activity; ATP binding.